GAUUGCGCAAGCCUAGUAUCACAUUCUCUUUUCUAAGAACCAUUUCUUUGUUCAUAUAUAACGAGUUUGUGACAAAAAUGUUUGCCAUACUUAUUAAGUUUAUAGACAACUGGGAGAGUUAACCUGUUUUGCACCAAACGUAUUUGCGACGUAAUAAGAGUGUUUGUACAUCGUAAACAACGUUAUGCAUUCAUUGCCACGGAAGCUAGUUGGACUGAGAGCCUUAUUUUUAGGAAUCGUCUUUGAUCCGUUCAGGCCCAAAUGGACAAUUUCCUAGGGACCGUUAGCGAACUUUUCACACCCAACACCCACUGCCGUUUAGCUUGGAAAGGGGCGAUCUCACAGGCAACCAUCUAAAUGUUAUAAAAAAGCAGAGAAAAGUGGGCAUUGCCACGGCUGCGCAUUUUCAAAUGGAUUUUAUAUCUCCCAAGGCUGCAAGUGAAAGUUGACAUUGUACCUGAAUCCAAUACAAAUCGCCGAAUACAACACUUUGCAAUUGCAGAAGACUGCACAAGUAUACAUUUGGGCAUUUAAAAAGGUCCUAUGGAUCAGAGCUGCAGUAGUAGUGGCUCUGGCACCUCCGCUGGCUCGGUGGUGGAGGUGAGCUUCCCCAGCGUGAGGACAGCUGUGUUGGACAGCCUGAACCGGCAGCGUGAGGAGGGCCGGCUGUGCGACCUGUCCAUCCAGGUGCAGGGGCAGGUCUUCCGGGCCCAUCGCUGCGUGAUGGCUGCCUCAUCGCCGUACUUUCAUGACCAGGUGCUGCUGAAAAACGUGACGACCGUCUCCCUGCCCUCAGUCAUGGACCCCCUGGUCUUUGAAAGCGUCCUGAGCUCUGCCUACACGGGCCACCUGAGCAUUGUGCGCGACGACAUCGUCAACUACGUCACCGUGGCCAGCUUCCUGCAGAUGUGGCACAUCGUGGACAAGUGCACAGAAAUCCUAAAGAGGCCCCGGGCACUAGGGGGCGCUCAGAGUCACGGCGGCAACACUCAUAAUGCCCCAUCCAGGCAGCAGUCCCCCAGCAGCACUGACUGCCUCUACACUGAGAGGGAGCGUGAGAGGGAGAGGCAGCGGGGUGUGGAGGCCAAGGAGAGAGAGACUAGGGACCGGGGGCAGGUUGGUCCUGCCACACUUGAGAAGAGGCCACCUUGUCCAGACCAAGGCUCUCUGCCACCCUUGGCAAGCUGGAGGCAUCCUCAGCAGUUCUCCAGGUGGAACCGACCUCGGCCGGCAGCUCAGGUUCUGCCUCCACAGUCAUCUGCUGACUCUCAGCUUGACCCCAAUCCAAGCGUGGAGAGUGACUACUCCAGCUGCGAAGAGCUCUGGAUGUCGGCGAACAGCAAAGCCAGCCCUCGGGGUUAUGACGGCGGCAGCGCUUUCAGAGCCGCUUUUGACAACGUUAACAGCAGGCCUGGUGCACACGCUGUGCUCGGCUACAUCAGCGACGCCGGCAGGCUGAGGCCGAGGGCCCGACCCAAGGGGACGCAGCAGAGCUGCUCCGUGGAGGAUUUCCAGAAAUUCGGGGGAAGAGGGGUGGAGAGACGUGGUGUGGAUGGUGCACAGGGCUUUGGGGAGGUAGAUGGAGAUCUUCAAGGAAAGAAGAAUGGAGAGAGAGGAACAGAACCAGAUGAAGGGAUGGGAGAAGUUGUGGAGGAGGGAGAGGAGGAGGAGAUGGAUGGAGCAGAGAGAACAGGACAGUCUGCAGACUACCCCACAAGUGUGUACCAGGGAGAAGAGGGAGAGCAACUGGAUAAAGGAGACAAUCCUGAGGCUGCGUCCAAGGAUGGGGGGGAGCUUGAGAAGGAGUCAGACGUCAGCUCCCUUCGUGGUGUUGAAAGCAACGGUGCAGGCCCUGGUCCUGCUUGUCCAGGACCUGCUCCUCCUGCUCGCAUGCAGUGGCAGGCAAGUCCCUGGUUGCAGCAGGGUAGCAGGCCAAUGGAGGGAGAGGAGGAUUAUAGAAGAGAGGAGGAGGAAGAUGAGGAAGAAGAGGAAGAGGUUGAUUUUGGGCGUUUUGCAGAUGAAGGCAGCGUGCCCUUUGGUGGGGACACUUAUGAUGAAAUUGAAGAUGGAACCGGACAGGUUUCCCAGAGGCCAUUAGUGCCUGCAUCCCCUUCUGAUGACAACGAAUAUCACUUGGGGCCCCCGGAGUUAGGUUGGCCCCCUCUGAACAUCACCACCCAGGGCCAAGGAGGUGCAACUGCUCCUGGGAAUAGCCGCCACAUCCCUCCUUCCUCUGCUCCGUUUCCCCCUUCCUCCUCUCCUCCCAUCCCAUCCUCCUCCUCCUCUUCCUCCUCCCUUUCCAUUGCAGGCACCUCCUACUCAGGCAAGGUACAUUUCUGUCACUGCGGCAAGGCCUACACGCUGAAGAGCAUGCGCGACCGGCACGUCAAGAUGCAGCACCUGAACCUGCGUCCUUUCGCCUGCCCUGUAUGCGCCAAGACCUUCAAGAUGAAGCAUCACCUCACCAAGCACCUCAAAACUCAUGGUGGCCUGAGGCCCUACGAAUGUGGACUCUGUGGAAAGAAGGUAAUCUGGAGGGACAGCUUCCUACGUCACCAGGCGCGCUGCGAGAGGCUAGCCGCGGCCGGCAUGCCCCCCAGCUAUGACGGCAGCACCGGCGUUAGCAACUUAAACGCGACUGACAUCGACGAAGGCUACAGCUACAAUUUUGAUGAAGGGGAGGGCUUCUUGUCAGAGGGCAGCCAGGUGAAGGUGGAGGAGUCCGAUUUUCAGGGGGAGGCGGGGACUGCAAUUGGCGGUUUGCUGGGGGGUGUGUCCUCGGAUGGGGCGGAGUUGACGGCUCAGUCUAGGACGUUAAUGAGUGGCCAGGAAUUAAAAGAGGAAGAAUCAGAGAGGUACAGCUGAUUAAAAAUCGGAG
Brienomyrus brachyistius is the source of this 2878-nucleotide messenger RNA. It is a transcript of the gene zbtb22a, whose product is annotated as zinc finger and BTB domain containing 22a. The record is from RefSeq and is a predicted model, not a curated record. The coding region runs from base 544 to 2865 and encodes 773 amino acids. Gene Ontology annotation, biological process: regulation of transcription by RNA polymerase II. The transcript has 4 exons. NCBI's taxonomy places the organism in Eukaryota, Metazoa, Chordata, Actinopteri, Osteoglossiformes, Mormyridae. Gene Ontology annotation, molecular function: protein binding; RNA polymerase II cis-regulatory region sequence-specific DNA binding; DNA-binding transcription factor activity, RNA polymerase II-specific.